Messenger RNA from Ahaetulla prasina, 2316 nucleotides. It is a transcript of the gene LRRC43, whose product is annotated as leucine rich repeat containing 43. NCBI's taxonomy places the organism in Eukaryota, Metazoa, Chordata, Lepidosauria, Squamata, Colubridae. Gene Ontology annotation, molecular function: protein binding. The transcript has 12 exons. The record is from RefSeq and is a predicted model, not a curated record. The coding region runs from base 1 to 1875 and encodes 624 amino acids.
AUGGAGGGGCUGAGCGCCUCCGCUGCUUUUUGGGAUCACUUGCGCACGUUGUGCCUGAACCAGUUUCCUUGCGGGGUGGGGAGCUGGAACAAAUCCCGCUUCCCUCCUCGCCUGCUUCCCCGACUCCACGGCCUGCCUGCUCCCCGACCGGUCACUUUCCUCCGGCGCGAUGUCCUCCUGUCGCCCAACGAAGAGACAGUGGAAGCCCUGACGACGUUCCUGCGCUGCCCAGAUUCUCCCUGGGCCUUGGCCUCCGACUGCAGCCCUGCCGAGCAGCAGCUGAGGGAGUUGGCCGUGCAGCACCCCCAAAUCGUCCGGACCGGUUUCAUCUGCUGCUACUUCAGGUCUCUCCGGAUCGUGAACAAAGGGGUGACUGAAAUCGAUGUGGGUCUGUUAAAAUUCCCCAAUUUGGAAGAAUUGAUCUUGACGGCCAAUCGUAUCAGCACCAUCCCUGCUGCUAACCUCCCUCCGGGCCUGAAGGUCCUGGAGCUUUGUGGCAAUCAAGUGCAGAGUUUAAAGGACCUGUGCACGUCCCCUCCAGCCAGACUUCAGCAUUUGGGUCUCAGCCACAACUGCCAGCUUGGUUCCUCGGAAGAACAAUAUUUGGCAGCUGUUUUCUGGCCCAACCUUGUCUCACUGGACUUGAGCUACAACAACUUCACCGACCUACUGAGCCUCCUUUCCACGCUUUCCAAUUUGAAAAAACUCCGGAUCCUCAUCCUGCAGGGAAACCCCUUUGCCCUCCUGCCGGGUUACCGAGGUUUUACCAUCGACAGCCUGCCCCACAUCUCCGUCUUCGAUGACGUCAUCAUCACCCCGGAAGAGAGGCACAAUUUCCUCAACCUGUCCACCUUCCCAGAGGCCUUACUGUCGGAUGUCCAACUGAUUGUCACCCUUGGCAAAAUGCGAGGGGUCCCCAACCCAUUUAACCCAGAGGAUGUGGGAAACAGUCCUGACUCCCCGAUCGUAACCUACAGCUAUUACGUGACGUAUGAAUUUGCCAAGGGAGAAAAAAAAGAGAAGGCAGCCAGCAAGCACAGGGGCACAUUGGUUCGAGGAGAUGCAGUGAGCUCGCCCUUAGUGACGGUGGCUGGAGAGACAAUUGAGCCCGGGUCUUCUCAGCUUUCGCCCAAGUCAGACCUGCAGCCCGAGCCAGGGGUAAAUACGCAUUCUACCGCCAAGAAGAGCUGGACAGAGACCAUCGACUGCGAUUACCGAAAAGAGCAUCUCACUAGGGAUCUGGUGGCUCUCAAGGCUUAUCUUCUGGCCGGAACCACCGUCUCGGUUAUUGAGGAAAAGGUGGUCUCCUGGCCUGUGAUUCACACUCCUGAAGAAAAGCCAAGCAAGAAAGGAAAGGGGAAAAAAGGAGAGAAAGGAAAGGCAGAGAAAGGGAAGGAGAAAGAGAAGGAGAAAGGGAAGGAGAAAGACACUGGAAAGGAUGGGAAGAAAAAGAAAAAGAAAUCUCCGUCCCCAGAGCUGCGAAGCGACCCCCCCAUUGUGAAGAUCCUGGGCUCCUUUCACAUCAGUUUGGAAAAGCUGCUAGCAGGGGCCUCGUUAGUGGAGACCCUCUGCGAUUUUGGGGUACAGAUAACCGAGCGGAACGUCACCCCGCCAUCACCCAGAGACAAGGAGAAUAAGAAGGGUGCGAAAAAAGACCCCAAAGCUAAAUCUGGGACUGACAGCGAGAAGUCCAAAAGAACCCCCCCACCGCCAACCCCAUCCCCCGUCAAAGGGAAGGGGCGGAAGAAGGAUUCUGCAGAGGGACCCGAUCUUCAACACAGCCAGCCCCUGCCUUUGACUGUGGAGUUUCAAAUGCAACACAUCAAGUGGGACUCAGCCUCCUCCAUCUUAAAAAGGCUGGAAGCCUCAGAAUAGGUUUGAAAAGAGCAAAAGACUAGGCGGCUCUGGGCGCAGAUUUGGAUGCUGGUCCUAUCUUGAGUGUGAUAUGGCUCUUCGUCGCUUUACUGCAAUGGAUGUAAUCGAUAGAACAUGGCCAGACUUCUUUUGCUCCUCCUUUUAGACCAGAGUGUCUGCUGGCUGGAGAAUUCUGGGAAUUGAAACCCACCCAUUUCACAGCUGGCAAGGUUGGGAAACACUGCAUAAGGGCAAACCUAGAAGUGAACAAGACGUUUUCUGUUGCUCACAUCAACACCCAAAUUUAUGGGCGACUGCAUAGGGACGCUGCAUAAAUUAAAUGAGGAACGUAUGCAGGCGCUCAAACUACAAGCAGAUGUAAUGCACCCGGUUAUAGCGAAACACAAACUUAACUCAGCUAAAGUGGCAUCAUCAGAAAAGUCAAUAAAAUAAUUAAAGAGA